AUAAAAAAACUAUUGACUCAAUUUGCCCCAAGAAAUUUCUGGAUUGUCCCCAAAAAUUUCUCAAGUGUACCCAAACCUGUGAAAUAAUGGCGACGGUAUAAAAGCUGAUUAAGAUUGGUAGCGAUCAAAAUGUUAACCAUGUCCACUUUAAUGAUGCCUGCCGCCACUAUGACAACAAUGACCAAUGCGGGGCCAAUACCAGUGGCUGCAGCGACGAAACUCGAACCCAAAUUACUGCAAUUGCCCCACCCAGCGCUGAUGCCACAGAUACAACAGCAACCACAACAGCAGCACCACCACCAACAUCCGCACGGGAACAGCAACAAACUCGAACAUUACCACAUCUUCGUGGGCGACCUCAGUCCGGAAAUCGAAACGCAGAACCUCCGUGACGCAUUCGCACCUUUUGGUGAAAUAUCCGACUGUCGAGUGGUCCGAGACCCCCAGACCCUUAAAUCCAAGGGAUACGGAUUCGUUUCAUUUUUAAAGAAAUCGGAGGCGGAGUCCGCCAUCACCGCGAUGAACGGUCAGUGGCUGGGGUCCCGGUCGAUCCGCACCAACUGGGCCACGCGAAAACCGCCCGCACCGAAAAACGAACUGAACUCAAAACCCCUGACCUUCGACGAGGUGUACAACCAGAGCUCACCCACCAACUGCACGGUGUACUGCGGGGGCCUCACCACCGGCCUGACGGAGGAGCUGAUGCAGAAGACCUUCCAGCCCUUCGGUACCAUCCAGGAGAUACGGGUCUUCAAGGACAAGGGAUAUGCUUUUAUCAGAUUCUCCACGAAGGAGAGCGCCACCCACGCGAUCGUGGCCGUGCACAACACAGACGUGAACGGCCAGCCCGUGAAAUGCUCUUGGGGCAAGGAGUCCGGCGAUCCCAACAACGCCCAGACUCAAGGACAGCUGGGCGGCACCGCUUACAGUCCGUUCGGCGCGUACACCGGCGGCGUACCGCCCGCUUCGUACUGGUACAACACCUACCCGCAGCAACUCGGCGGAUUCCUGCAGGGGGUGCAGGGUGUCCAAGGCGUCCAGGGAUACUCUUACGCCGGCCAGUUUGCGGGCUACCAGCAGCAGUACAUGGGUAUGGGCGGAGUGCAACUACCGUGGGCGCUGGGUGGUGGCGUGGGCGGCGUGGGUGGUGUUGGCGGCGUGGGCGGAGUUGGCGGCGUGGGUGGCGUAGCGGCCAUGUCGCAACCUCCCCAGGUGCUGCACUACCCGGUGCAGCACUUCCAGGUGCAGCCGAUUGGCGAGGACGAGUGGCUGGCCCCGAGCUUGCUUGUGUGAGGACAACGCGCCACGCCCCAGGACCCUGCCUGCUGCUGUCUGCAGAAGGAGUGGAUGUAAACACCCCAGCACUCCUUGAUGUUCUUGCCAUUUCCUAUAACAUCCUUAUCAUUCUCGUUAUUUUGGUUUGGCGCAUUCUUGUCGAUUCAAAUUACAUUCUUGUCGAAUUAGAUCGCAUUCUUGUCGAUUCGGUUUACAUUCUUGACGUUUCGUUUUAAAUUCUUGUCCGAUUUAGUUUGUAUUCUUGUCGCUUAGAUUGCCAAUCAUAUUAUGAUUAGCAUUAUUGUAUGCGAUGUUGUUAUUUUUUGUGUUAACGUCUAGAAUAACAUGG
Pararge aegeria (speckled wood butterfly) is the source of this 1624-nucleotide messenger RNA. RefSeq names its product nucleolysin TIA-1. Lineage: Eukaryota; Metazoa; Arthropoda; Insecta; Lepidoptera; Nymphalidae. The coding region runs from base 130 to 1293 and encodes 387 amino acids. Gene Ontology annotation, molecular function: RNA binding. The record is from RefSeq and is a predicted model, not a curated record. The transcript has 9 exons.